CCCCCACCCAGCUGUAUCUUCUUCUUUGCAGGCUUGUCCACCUCUGCAUAAUUGUCAUUACAUUCUCUCCGAGGUUGCCCCUCCACUCCGGCUAUUGUUGUAUCCAUAGUUACCUCCUCAAUGGGGGGUGCUGCAGGCCCAUUACCUCUGGGUCUCUGCACUAGAGUGUAUCUUCUAUGAUACUUUUGUUUCAACCUGCAUCUGCAGUAGAUGCAGCAGACUAAUGCAGUCACUGCACCAACUAUUGCAAUGAAAAAUAACGAUAUGAACAACGGGAUAUUUUGGACACCAUUACAGUAAAACUCAUCGGGACAUUCUGUUACGUGUGGAGAAAUAGUUGGUGUCGAUAGAUCAAAUGAAUACAGAUCAGUUUCUGUAAGUGUUGACGUUGUUACUGAUGGCAUUAUGGUAGACUCAGACAAUGGCUGCAUUGUUGCAGAAACGGUUGCUCCAUCGAUGCUUGCUGUACGUCGUACUUGUGUUCAUCAUCACAGUAUAGAACUAGCUGGGUUAGUGACAUUAGAGGUGAUCAUCAUCACUGUCAUUGUGACUCAAUGAAGUUCUUGAUGUUAUCAAUUUGAGAGGCAAGUUGUGUGUGAGAUGUGAAAAUCAUAGCAAGGGAAAUGAAUAAAACACCAGCCCCUCCUUUUACUUUUGCUGGACCUGCCUAUACUGAGUGCAUGCAGGCUAAAAGAAUGUUGCCGUCGUCAGAUUGUGUGGUGAGUAACUCUAUCGCAAGUCAGUGGAGGACCAGGAGAGGAGCAUCCUAGAGAGGAACAGGAAGAUACAGCACGCCAUUACGGAUGCAUCGUCAGUCAGACUAUCCUGACUGAGCUCAUGCAGGGUAGCACUGAGCAGUUUCCAUCAGGAAGGCCAUCAAGUUCGAUAACCGGCGGGUAUUUAUGAAUUGGAUUUUACAGAAAAUUCCCUAUAGAGUUGACUCUCAAUGUUCUGGACAAGGAGCUCAAGACACUCACAAAACCAAUACAGUUUGGGGUUUGCAACCCGAUUUUCAGAACUUCAAAAAUCCAUACAAACAUUGUUGUAUAAACAGAAAUUCAAGCAUAGAAUUAGAAUGGAUAGAUUCAUUGCCAGCAUUCGCCGGAAAUACGAAGAAAGACUCUUGAAUCGUGAAGAACAAUGGCCACCUGUUAGAGGGGACAGGCUCAUCAACUUGCAGUUAGUGGAGGCUGAAAAAGAAGAAGGAUUUAGAGCCGGCUUACCACAACAUGGUACACCUGAUGAUAAGGUCAAACGUACUCCAAUUCUCCAUGACAACCUAUUCAAAGUCGAAGAAGGUAGGAAACCAGUCAAGAAGCUCAUCGUUGAAGGCAAUGCUGGGAUUGGUAAAACCACACUGUGUACCAUGCUUGCUGAAGGGUGGGCAGAGGGCAAGAUCCUGACACGAUUCGACUGUGUUUUGUUAUUUCCACUGAGAGAAAAUCGAGUGUCCUCUGCCACAAGUCUUGCUAAACUGUUCAAACUUCUCCACUCCAGUAAGAAAAUCCGAGCAUCUGUUAUAGAAGAGUUGGAGGAGAGAGAGGGAGACGGUGUCCUCAUCUUAGCUGAUGGCUGGGACGAACUCAGUGUAGAAAAUCGUUCCAAAAUAUCCUUUCUGUAUGACCUUCUAUUUGGUGAUGUUCUUCCAUUUGCUUCUGUUCUCCUCACCUCACGACCUUCUGCUUCAGCUCCUCUUCACGACCUUCCUUCUGUGGACCGUUUAAUCGAAGUAGUUGGCUUCAAUGAAGAUAAUAUAAGACAGUACAUAGUAUCAGAGUUUGAGCAAUUCCAAGAGAAAGCUUCUUCUCUUAUCGAGCAGCUUGAGAACAACCCAGUCAUUCAGAGUGUGUGUUCUGUGCCCCUCAAUUGUGCCAUUGUUUGUAACUUGUGGCACACUUUAGACCAAGAGCUUCCUCGUACGCUAACUGAGCUGUACACUCAAAUUGUUCUUAGCAUUAUCUUUCGCAAUGCCAAAAAGAAGUUAUCUGAUUGUCUAUCUCUAAGUAGCUUUGACAAGAUUCCAACAGAUCUACAAGACACAUUUUGGUUGAUCUGUGAGUUUGCCUACAAGUGCUUAUUAUUAGAUCAGCUGGUUUUCUCAGAAGCUGAAUUGUCCUCCCACUUGCCCGAAGUUGGUGACAAGUUGCAUUGCUUUGGUUUGUUGCAGUCUGCACGAUCACUUCUACUUGUUGGCCAUGGUCUGUCUUUUCAUUUCGCUCACCUGACCAUCCAGGAGUUCUUGGCUGCCCUCCAUCUUGCUACUCUACCCAAUGAGGAGAAACUGAAGGUUGUUGAGGCUCACGCUAUGAGUCGCCGGUUUGAUACGGUGUGGAGAUUUAUGUUUGGUCUUGCUAGUAGUUGUAGUGAUAAGGUGAUCCGUUUGGAUGAUAGUUUGAUGGAUAAAUUUCUGUUUCUGAUGGUUAAAGAGUUCAGAAAGUUGCUUUUAUGUCUUGUGGCUUUCGAAGCUUCAGAUCCUAAGUUUUCAACAAAAGUUUGUAAAAUGUGUCGAGAAAAACUUAGUCUAAACAAUAAUAUUUUAGACAAUGAUUUCAUUCCCUUUGAGCAGAGGAAAUUUGAUAGUCGCAUACAUUGUGUAGCUAGGUUAUAUGUUCUUCGUCAUGCUGCACAAUUUGAUGAUAUGGUUAUCGAAAUACAUGAUUUUGUAAUCGACGAUAAGCUGUUGAAGGAACUAACUGAUAUACUAUGUAAUGCAAAUGGUAAACUGCAAGUUCGAAGCGUAAUUUUCAAGGAGAUUAAAUUGUCUGAAGAAGGUGUUGCUGAUCUAUUCAAGAGAGCAUCAGUUGCCUUUACAGCUUUAGAUUACCUAUUGUUGUGUGGAAGUAACUUCUCUAACAUUAUGUCGUCAUUCAUGCACACAUCUUGCACUAGCCUGACACAACUGCACUUAUCUCACAACCUUCUUGGAGUGUCUGGUAUACAGUCAUUAGAGACAGCUGUACAGUAUGGUACUCUUAUUAACCUGAAGGACCUGGAGCUCUCCAACACCCUCACUGAGGAUGCUGACGUCAAUGGAGCUCUACUAACAACCCUCUUACAGUCCAUUGCCUCUCACUGUCCUGAUCUGAGAAUUUUAUACCUCUCUAAAAACACGCUUGGCUUACCUGGAUUAUGUUCCGUUGUGGAAAACAUUCCGUUAGUAUUAAAUGAAGUUUAUUUAUGGAAUACCCAUCCUACCACUUCAUUUCACUCAGAGCCUCAAUACGCAGUCACCUGUGAGAUGUUGAAUCUUCACCCAAACUGUUUAACAACGAUGGACUUGCAUAGCUCUAAUUUCCGAGGAACUGCUGGAACUCUUUUGCUGGCAAAGUUUCUUCAAGCAUUUCAAUCACUGGAACGUCUUGACUGCUCUAACUGUUCUCUCACCUCUGCCGACAUCAUAAUGCUUAUCCACCAUCUUAAGUCCAAUAAUGUGAUAUGUAAGAAUUUACAUUGGUUGAAUCUCAGGGCCAACUCCAUUGUGGGAGUGAUGGCUCUCACUGAGUGUCUACCAGAGCUGUUUCCUAGAUUGGACAACUUCAAUUUCAGUGACCUGAGUGGCGUUCUUCUCCAUGGUAAUCCUGUGAGCAUAAGGCUCAUAAAUAUGUGUAACGAACAGUUGAAGGCCUCAAAGGAAUUAAGGGAAGCAGCAGUGUUGAAUGAGGGGGAGAGAAUGUGUUUACCUCCACAAAAUGAAGAAAUAAAUCAUAUUUUGCGUUCUUGGGAUACGCUACUGUCGGAGAUGAUUGACAUCUUCAUGGACAUGUGUAGCCCUUCUUCUAUCUAUUUGGAUAAUCUUCUUUAUGAUGAUGAUAAUGACCCAGUAGAACAUCACCCAAUAGAUGAGGUUGUGGAUACAGUAGACACUCCUAGUGAUGUCACUGAUCCAGACACUCUCAUCAAUGAACAGAGCUUCUCUCAGGUAUCACCAGUAGAGCACCACCCCACAGCUAGUGACGAGGCUACUUGUACUACAGCCCUGCAGUCUACACACGGAACAGACCAACAUACAACAGCGCACACGGAAAUACCAUCGGAUAUCACUGAAUUAGGAGAUACAUCACAAGAUGUCCACACUUCAUAUCCACAUACCAUAACCUCAGGAGCUGGUGGACCGAGGACUGUGACCAUUGAGGAAUUGAAGGAGCGUACAAAAGUGACUGACUCUCAACUUGACACUGAAAUUAAAGAGACUGACAUGAUUGUUCUGGCAGCUCACUUCGACAAUGUGGAGACCUACCCUGUACAACUGGGACUGAACCCUGCUGAACAUCAAACUGUUAGAUCCUUAUCAUUGCAAUAUGACAUUCAAACUGCGAUGGACAAGGCCUUGAGACUGUGGAGACAGCAUAAUCCAGGGGCCGCUACUUACAGAGCUCUGGUGAUGAUUUUGUUGAGAAUAGGAAAGGAAGCAUUGGCAUAUGACAUUUGUCAGUCAGCAGCUAAUGUUUGAAUCCAGUUCUUCUUUCUCCUUGCGCCUGCUUGUGGUCCUUCACAGUACCUCCUCUGCAUGUAAGUCCAUAUGUUGACAGUUACCAUUCUCUAGAGCUGUGCCGAGGGUUUGAGCCUCUUCAUGGUAGAGGCUAGUAUCACUGACCUGCCACUUUAGGAAGAUGAAGUCUGGUCGCAGUAAUUUGGUCACUAGAUCACAUGCUACUGGUCUGCACUCGGGAUCAGGAUGCCUGCAGUUAUAGGGGGAAUUAAUGCAAACUUCGUCAUCAUGGCCUUCCAAUAAAAAUGUUCUUUGGAUAUAUUUUUAAAGGAUCAUUCAAAAUAAUUAUUGUCCCUAAUAUUAUAAUUAUAUACAUAGGAUUUUAUGGACAAUUUCAUGGACCAAACUGUAGUAUUUGUAACGUAAGAUCUAGACUCAUCGUCUCUAUAAUGCAACAUGUACAGAUGAUUAAACGUCUUGAUCUUUUGAUAGAUUGAACGUACUAGCAGUCGAUCAUGAUGCUGUAGAUAGGGCCUGGGGCAACCAAGGGGUGGGGGCAGCCCCUUAACACUGGUCACUGCUUCUAUAUUGUCUGCAAUAUAUAGCUACUUAGCUAAUUGCAAUCAGUAUAAGAUGUUUACCAUAAUUAUAGAAUCCAGAAAUGUUAAAUGAUCAUAAUAAUUAUUGAUGUUUGUGCCUUUAAUUAACUCAGUGGCGCAAUUUCUCAAUGGGGGGGACUCUAGUUUUUUUUGUAUGCAAAAAAAGUACGUCUAUCUACAUAGUGCAGCUUGAUAAGCUAUCUCUACUUAAUAGCUUAGAAUGAUGAGGGGGGGCUCUAUGUAGCCCCGGAGCCCCCUUCCUACGCCACUGUAACUCCAUAUGAAUAUAGAAUUAAUUGUGUUGCACUAUAUAUACAUACCUCAGCGUUAGUAAGAUAAGAGAACGGCUUCUCCCCCAGUGUCCACAUCUCGUAGAGCACACAGCCGUAGCUCCAGACAUCACUAGCAGACGAGUACUUGCGAUAGUUGAUAUAGCCUCAGGGGCCGUCCACUUGAUAGGAGACUUUCCCUCCGUGGGAACGAUAGUACUCCUCAUUCUGAAGGUUUCGAGACAGUCCAAAGUCAGCAAUCUGAAAGUAAUAAGUGGCAUGGAAGUAGUACAGAUGCAUGUACACACUGCACUACUUUCAAGGAGAGAUAACCCAACCCACUUACCACUUGUCAGGUGAAACUCAUGUGCAGCCGUUUCAGUUGAUACAGCGGCAGAUCACCACUGUCAACACUGAGUGUAUGGUGUGUGUGUGUGAGCGAUACAGGUACAUAAAUAAAGAGUGGAACCUCUCAAUUUAUUGAAAUGCUUAUAGUGAGUAAUUUAAUGAUAAUAAUUAUGUGUUUCUACAGAUCAACAACCAGUUUCAACUUUGGAGGAAAUUAAGUAAUCACGUAAUACACAUGCAGUGAUUAUCACCAUACCAUAUCACCAUCCAUUAUAAUUCCUUGUAUUCGCAGAAUGUUAGCCUGCUUGAACUGACCCAUAAUGGCCACCUUUUGUAAGAACUUCACCUUGUCCUCUUCGCUAGUUUCCUCCGUCAUAGUCUUCAUGGCCACUUCACACGAUAUCUCUCUCCCUCUCUCCUCACGAAGCCACACACCCUUAGUAACCGUGCCGAACUGACCACUGCCCAGCACCUCCAGCAGUCUGUGUGAAGAGGGAGGGGGGGCAGUGGUCAUGCAUGGAUGGAUACAUUAAUUGUAUAUACAGAGUUUUCACACAUUUAUAUAAAAUAAAUCACAAAAUAAAAUUGUUGUCCCCUGUUCAGUUGCGUCGUCAGAUGAGGCUGUGUCUAUCACAAGUCAGUGGAGGACCAGGAGAGGAGCAUGCAUCUUAGAGAGGAAGAGGAAGAUACAGCACACCCUUAUGAGUGACGGGUGUGGCUACACUGAACCCUUGAAAUAAAGACACUUGACCUUUGCAUUACUAUCGGGAAAAACAAGCCCCAACUCAAUCUGUUUAUUAAAAAUUAUCUGCACCAACAAUAAACAGUACACGUCCACUUUUCGUAGUUUCAAAAUUGUCUGUAUUUCCAGCAUGUUUGUAUUAUUAUAUUCUCCCCACUAA
Halichondria panicea is the source of this 6547-nucleotide messenger RNA. RefSeq names its product NACHT, LRR and PYD domains-containing protein 3-like. Gene Ontology annotation, molecular function: protein binding. The transcript has 11 exons. Bases 947 to 4450 code for a protein of 1167 amino acids. The record is from RefSeq and is a predicted model, not a curated record. NCBI's taxonomy places the organism in Eukaryota, Metazoa, Porifera, Demospongiae, Suberitida, Halichondriidae. Gene Ontology annotation, biological process: signal transduction.